Messenger RNA from Herpailurus yagouaroundi (jaguarundi), 298 nucleotides. Its product is annotated as translation machinery-associated protein 7-like. The record is from RefSeq and is a predicted model, not a curated record. The transcript has a single exon. NCBI's taxonomy places the organism in Eukaryota, Metazoa, Chordata, Mammalia, Carnivora, Felidae. The coding region runs from base 43 to 285 and encodes 80 amino acids.
UAGUUAUUGUGUGGAUAUUGGCAAACUGAUUCUAAAGUUUAUAUGGAGGAGCUUUUGGUGGCAGGGUCUGGGGAAGGGCUGUCAGGUGCCAUGUCUGACCAUGAAGGUGGCAAGAAGGAGCCCCUGAAGCAGCCCAUGAAGCAGGCCAAGGACAUAGAUGAGGAAGAUAAGGCACUCAAGCAGAAACAGAAAGGGGAGCAGAAGAAACUCAAGGAGCUAAAAGCAAAGGCUAUGGGGAUGGGCCUCCUGGCCACAGGUGGAAUUAAGAAACCUGACAAAAAGUAAGCUGUUUUUUUAU